Messenger RNA from Andrographis paniculata, 1420 nucleotides. RefSeq lists its product as uncharacterized. The record is from RefSeq and is a predicted model, not a curated record. The coding region runs from base 103 to 1245 and encodes 380 amino acids. Gene Ontology annotation, molecular function: DNA binding. Lineage: Eukaryota; Viridiplantae; Streptophyta; Magnoliopsida; Lamiales; Acanthaceae. Gene Ontology annotation, biological process: regulation of DNA-templated transcription. The transcript has 2 exons.
CGGUUUUUGGCGAGGCUCAAGUGCAGGACUCGUCGACGACAGCCGAGCGCAAGCGGAAAGCUCCAUAAGUUGUUUAGAUCUUAGUUCAGAUUACAGAAUCACAUGGAGGCGGCAGCCAUGGCAAGACCUCCAUUAUCCGAGCAAGAAAUCAUUCUCUGUCUCUUCAACCACGUCCGCCAAACCAAAGUUACCCUCCCCGCCGUCCUCAAACGCCAAUUCCCAAUUCUCGACAUAUACGGCGACCAAUGCCCGCCGGAGCUCUUCCGCCUCUACGCCGGCGCCGGCGCCUCCCAUCUUUACUGCUUAUCCACCACAAGGAAAUUCCGCGACAACUCCAGCCGCAAAUGCGGCUUCGGCAGCUGGGAACUCCACGUCUAUCCCACCCCGGUCGACGACAACAAAGGCCGUCUAAUCGGCGUCUUAAGAUGCUUCUUCUACGCCUCCACGGUCCCAUUUGCCGGCAGCCUCGAGUACUCCCUCAGAGAAUACACUCUCGCCCGCAAACUCCUCGCCCACGUCGACUACGAAUAUCGACAUUACGCAUUCUACAUUAUCACCAAAGAGGACAUCGUCAUCGGAGACGCCGACAAAAUUCCAUUAAAACCAAAUCGCCGAUUCGACAUCGACAACUUCCUUGAUCAAAUCAUCCGAUCGCGAGUUAUCCCUAGAACAAGCUCUUCCAAUAGCGUCGCCGUCGUCAACGACGCCGCAUACCGCAUGAGUUUCCGACUAUCCGAUCAAGAAAUCAUACUCUAUCUUCUUAACUUGCAGGGCGUGAACAGAGUCAUAUUGCCGGCGAAGUUGGAUUUCGUAAUCCCUGUUUUAGAUGUCUCCUGCGAUAACACUCCAUUGAGCAUGUUCAUCGACCAUCCUUAUAACAAAGAAAUUUACUUUCUAACCCAUGAGAAGGAUUGGAUCAAUCGACGUUUUCGCAGAUGCGGCGUGGGGUAUUGGAAGAGCGACGGAUUGGAGCAGACUGUGUACGAUGAGCAUGGGGAAGAAAUAGGGAAGAGGAAUCUUUUCUACAUACUGUAUCAGAAAAGUGAUCCGAGUUAUCUUCUGUUUACUUUGAGAGUUUAUAGCCUUGGCGACAAGUUCUUGAAUUUUUCUAGAAAUGAGAACUUUGCAGGUUCUGCGUUCUGCGUUGUGGUUAAGGUGCUUUCUUGGCCGCUUGCGACGAAGGAGAGCAGCGUCGCGGUUAUUGAUUCAUAUUUGGAUCAGAUUCAGAGAGCGAAUGCUUCUUAGGAUGUAUAGGUUUUAGAUUGCGACGACGAUGACGAUGAUGAUGAUGAUGAUUGUUGUAAGGUUGCAUUUGUCUUGAAAAGGUUUAUGGCUUUUGAGUUCUGUUGAUGAUCUUCUCUUCGUUUAUUUAAAUUUGAUUUCGAGUUAUCAUAAUUUAAAAUAUCGAAUUCAACAGGAU